AUGGCUCUCCACAAUUUCCUAUCUUUCGUAACUCUCAGCAAUGUUUGUUUUUUUACUAUCCUUCUCUCUCUCUCUCUCUCUCUCUCUCUCUCUCUCUCUCUCUCCAUGUUUCCGCCAUCCCUUUACUCAAGCUCUUUAGCUAUCUUGACGCGGUUUCAACACUGGGCGCUCAUCUCUGCUUGUCGUUCACGGCUCAACUCCAACUCAAACUCUCUCGCCGUCCGCUCUCAAACUCUCUCGCCGUCCGCUCUCAAACUCUCUCGCCGUCCGCGGCUGAAACUGAUUUCUGUCGGUUGGGGUCCCGCUUUUAUUGACGCAGUCAAAACUGGGGUGGGUCUGUCGGCGCCAGGGUUUUCUUCGAUAAUUCUAAAUACGUAUCCACCCUUCUUAUUUCUGGUUAGGGAUUUUCCCUUUUCGGUAACUCACUUUCACUCCCACUUCCUUACUGUACCUCUGAGGGGCGUAUACCCGCUUCUUUCGCUUCUUCGUAUGUCAUGUGACCGCUUUCGGCCAAUGAGGUCCUGGUCGGGUAUCUUUCCUCCUCCUUCGUGUGUCAUCCGUGCCCAUGUGUGCUCGCUUAUGACCUGGUUUCGUAUUAUGUUUUCUUUCUUUCUUCUUCGUUUUCUCUUUCCUUCUUCCAGAUCGCUUGAACGUAACUGUCGGGAGUUUCUUCUUUUACUCUUUUCUAUCUCUUUACCUAACCCCGGCUUGAUACCCCCCGGCUUGAUACCCCCUCGGCUUGACCCCCCGGCCUUAUACCCCCCCCGGCUUGUCUUUUCACGUGGUCGCCGGUUUGCGUGUUCGUCGCUCGAGAUACCGUUCGUCGACCGACGUGUACUCUCACUGAUUUGCAAUUACACUGUCUGUUCCCUAUCUAUCUAUCUAUCUAUCUAUCUAUCUAUCUAUCUCUGUUCACUAUCUUCAAUAUGUUCACUAUCUAUCUAUUUAUUUAUCCCUGUUCACUAUCUAUUUAUCUUCACUAUCUACCUAUUUAUGUUCACUAUCCAUCUAUCUAUUAAUGUUCACUAUCUAUCUAUGUUCACUAUCUAUCUAUCUAUCUAUCUAUCUAUCUCUUAUUCAUUGACAUUACAAAAUAUAUAUCUAUCUGUUCACUAUCUAUCUAUCUAUCUAUCUAUCUAUCUAUCUAUCUAUCUAUCUUUCUAUCUAUCUAUGUUCACUAUCUAUCUAUCUAUCUAUCUUUGGGGCACAACUAAUGAUUCAUGGCCUGAAUUCACACAAUGUUUUCAGUUAGCAGUCCUUGUCUGGAUACCAUGUGGGUGGCUUUGGCUCACUCUACCAUUCUAUGUCUACUACCUCAUAAACAAUGCUGACAAACGGAGACCACUAACAGUUUUCAGCAUUACUAAAACGAUUGUCUCCGUCAUGCUAACCGGGCUGGUCCUUGGUGAUUUGGCGACAGACACUUAUCUUUCUUCCCAUCUGACAGUUGUUUAUGAAGCUGUUAUCCUGCAAGCGAUUACUUAUGUAAGUUUUCAAUUUACUUAA
Acanthosepion pharaonis is the source of this 1506-nucleotide messenger RNA. Lineage: Eukaryota; Metazoa; Mollusca; Cephalopoda; Sepiida; Sepiidae. The record is from the annotation of a GenBank genome assembly.